AUGGACCGUCCGGGGUCCAGAGGCGGAUACGGGUCCGCAGUGCUGCGUCCGGGGUCCCGUGGUGGCGCUGGCAUGCCUGGUGGCUUCGCGCUCGUGCCACCCGGCUCGGCGAUGCCCGCGCAGGGCGGCAUCGGGGCGCGGCCAGGGUCCAGCGCGAUGCGGCCAGGCACGGGCAAGAUGCGCCCCCCGUCCGGGCAGAGCGGCGCCGUGGCCGCGCCCCGCAACGUCGUGGACCGCCCGGUGACCCAGCAGGGCGUCGCUGGCAUGAGACUCGCCACCUCCUCCGGAGGCCGCCAGGUUUUGGACCGCAACUACUUCCUGUCUGAGCUGCGGGCGCGGCUGAAGGAGAUCGCGGAGGCGAACCAGGACAUGAUGAAGAAGUCCGAGGACCUCCAGGCGAGCGCGCCGCAGUUCUCGCGCCUCCAGAAGCGGCACGCGGAGCUGGAGCGCCAGGUGGGCAAGCUGCGGGGGGCGCUGGCCGACAUGAACCGCGUCGUCGAGGACCAGGGCGCCAUGAGCGCGGAGGACAUCCUCCAGGAGCUCCCCACGCUGCAGCAGCGCAACAAGAUGGACGAGCGGCGCCUGCAGGAGACGAUCAUGGCGCGCAACGCGCUGGAGAGCCAGGUCCACGAGGGCGAGGCGAACCUGCAGGCGCAGCAGCGCGCGAUGCAGUCCCGCAUCAUGGAGCUCCCGCAGUCGGCCCGGCAGCAGUACGUCGACCUCGAGGGCGAGGAGAAGCUCCUGGGGGCGGAGCUGCAGCGCCUGCAGGCGCGCUUGGCCGCGGUGGACGAGAGCACGGCCGCGGCGCGGCAGGACCUGCAGGGGAACCCGCUGAAGGAGAAGAGCCUGGCGCUGCAGGAGGAGCUGCGGGACCUGACGGACAAGUGCUUUGACGCCGAGAGCGAGAUCGCGCGGCUGAAGGCGCCCGUGGACGAGCAGAAGGGGGCGCUCAUGGGGAAGAUCCGCGACACGAACAAGGACACCGCGCGCACGGAGCAGCAGAUCAAGGAGGCGCUGUCGCACAUCAGGACGCUCGAGGAGCAGAUCGGGAAGGUCGGCGGCGGCAAGGCGGCUGCGGCGAUCCCGGCGCCCGUCCCGUCGGCGCACAUGGACCCCGAGGAGCUGCAUGCGCGCCUGGAGGAGCUGACUCAGCAGGAGUACGAGAUCGGCGCGUUCUUCGAGACGCUGCCCACGGAGCGCGAGCGUGCUCUCCGCGAGAUGCACACGCGCCAGGAAACCAUCAUGGGGUCGCUCGAGGCGAUGUCGCGCAUGCAGCAGACGCUCCAGGGCGGCUCGCUGCCGUCCGCGAAGGAGUUCCAGGAGCUCCAGGACGAGCUCGAGCAGCGCCGGGCGCAGAUGGAGACGGCCCAGGAAGCGCGGGGGCGUCUCCGGGGGGUGUUGGCCGCGCAGGAGGCGGACCUGUCGCGCAUGACGAACAUGGAGGAGAAGCUCAACGGCGAGAUCGCCAAGUGUCGCGAGAGCAUCGAGGAGCUGCAGCGGAAGCUGCGCGCGCUGCCGUCGGUGGACCAGGCGCGCGCGGUGUCCCGCGAGAAGGGCGCGCUGCUCGAGCAGCAGCGCGCGGCGUUCGGCGACGCGGAGGCGCUGACGGCGCAGGGCGCGGGGGAGCGGUGGGCCAAGCACGAGGCGCGCUUGGAGCAGCUCGAGAAGAGCCCCGGGCACCAAGACCUGAGGAAGCUGGAGGAGAAGCUGCGCGCGGUGGAGCGGCGGAACGAGGAGACGCGGCUGAAGGUGCGGAAGCAGCGCGCGGACUUCGAGUUCAGCAAGGACGUGCAGGCCAUCAGCAGCAAGGUGGCGAACCUGAACGAGGCGGUCAAGGUGUACGCGAAAGAGCACCAGCACGCCGCAGCGGCGUACUGA
Messenger RNA from Pedinophyceae sp. YPF-701, 1878 nucleotides. NCBI's taxonomy places the organism in Eukaryota, Viridiplantae, Chlorophyta, Pedinophyceae. The record is from the annotation of a GenBank genome assembly.